This is a messenger RNA of Humulus lupulus (European hop), 1026 nucleotides long. RefSeq names its product small ribosomal subunit protein eS6z. Gene Ontology annotation, molecular function: structural constituent of ribosome. The coding region runs from base 88 to 834 and encodes 248 amino acids. Gene Ontology annotation, cellular component: ribosome. Gene Ontology annotation, biological process: translation. Lineage: Eukaryota; Viridiplantae; Streptophyta; Magnoliopsida; Rosales; Cannabaceae. The transcript is spliced from 6 exons. The record is from RefSeq and is a predicted model, not a curated record.
AAGAGAUGGUAUGGAAGAGCAAUACCCUAACUCCGAGAGCAGCAGGUGAAGAAGAGCAAUCUCCUCGUUCCAGCCGCCUCUGCCAGGAUGAAGUUCAACAUCGCCAACCCUACCACUGGGUGCCAGAAGAAGCUCGAGAUUGACGAUGACCAGAAACUCCGAGCCUUUUUUGACAAGAGGAUUUCACAGGAAGUUAGUGGUGAUUCCUUGGGAGAGGAAUUCAAAGGAUAUGUAUUCAAGAUUAUGGGAGGUUGUGACAAGCAAGGUUUCCCAAUGAAGCAGGGAGUCUUGACCCCUGGUCGUGUGCGCCUCUUGCUUCACAGAGGAACCCCUUGCUUCCGUGGUUUCGGAAGGCGUACUGGAGAGCGUAGGAGGAAGUCUGUGAGAGGUUGUAUUGUCAGCCAGGAUCUCUCUGUGUUGAACUUGGUUAUUGUUAAGAAAGGAGAGAAUGAUCUCCCUGGCUUGACUGACACUGAGAAACCUAGAAUGAGAGGUCCCAAGAGGGCAUCAAAGAUCCGCAAGUUGUUCAAUCUUUCUAAGGAUGAUGAUGUUAGAAAGUAUGUGAACACCUACCGCAGAUCAUUCACAACCAAAUCUGGGAAGAAGGCCAGCAAAGCUCCCAAGAUUCAGAGGUUGGUCACUCCUUUGACCUUGCAAAGAAAGAGGGCUAGAAUUUCUGACAAGAAGAAGAGGGUUGCCAAAUCCAAGGCAGAUGCAGCUGAGUACCAGAAGCUCCUUGCUUCCAGAUUGAAGGAGCAAAGAGAACGUCGCAGUGAGAGUUUGGCCAAGAAAAGGUCCAGGCUCUCUUCCGCUAAGCCAUCUGUGUCGGCUUAGAAUCCAAUAGGUUUUGGCCAAAACAUGAGUCCCUCAUUUGUAUUUUUGAUAUCGUUUCUCACUAUCUUUAGUAGUAUUUUUGAAGUACUUUUUUGACUCGAGUAUAAUUUAUGUUUUUGUAAAACGGGAUUUGAAUUUUGAAUGAAAUUUUGUUGGUGCACCGGUCCUGCAUCUUCAAUAGACUUCUAAUUA